Molecule: messenger RNA, 1050 nt
Organism: Psilocybe cubensis
Lineage: Eukaryota; Fungi; Basidiomycota; Agaricomycetes; Agaricales; Agrocybaceae
Exons: 1
Coding region: 1-1050 (349 amino acids)
Biological process (GO): double-strand break repair
Cellular component (GO): PML body; cytoplasm
Molecular function (GO): 5'-tyrosyl-DNA phosphodiesterase activity; single-stranded DNA binding
Source: RefSeq, a predicted model, not a curated record
AUGGAUGACCUCGAAGAGGAAGAGGAAGAAGAAGAAAAGGAGCAGAGAAGGGCUGCGAGGCCAGCACCAGCGCCGAGCCUGCCCGAGGAGCCCGUGCAACAGAAGCUGAUCAAGCUCAAGGCAUAUCGAUUCAGACCGUCCAAGAAUGCCUGGAAGCACGUGGUGACGAAUGUACACCGCGAUGACGAACAUGCGGUGGACGAAAAGAAGGGCCCGUGUUCUCAGCUGAGGAUUAUCUCGUGGAAUAUAGACUUUGACUCGCCGCACAAGGAGGAGCGGCUCACGGCGGCUCUGCGGCAUAUCGAGGAAGAUGUUCUGCAGUGCAAGGAAGAUGAACCCCCGGAGCCAUGCUGUAUCCUCCUUCAAGAGGUCAAUCAAUCGGUAAUGCCAUCUCUUUUGCGCGACGAGUGGGUUCGGAGAUGGUUUGUGGUGACGCCGUACACGAAGGACAAAUGGCCAGAGGACGCAGGCUAUGGGAACGUGACUCUUAUUUCGCGCUCUCUCAAUCUUGUUGAGAGCCACAUUCUGCACUACGGCUAUUCGGUUAUGAGUCGCACCGCGCUGUGCGUCAAGAUCAAGCUGAAUGUUCCAGGGACACAGGAGAAGAGGGUCAUUUCAAUCGUAAACACACAUCUAGAGUCGUUGCCGCAGGGAACACCAUUCAGACCAAAGCAGUUGGAGAUGUGUGCACGUUUUCUACGGUUGAACGGGGUGUAUGGUGGUGUGAUUGCAGGAGAUAUGAACAGUAUUGCACCUGGCGACGCAGAGAUUGGCAAGAGGUUGGGCCUCAAAGACAGUUGGCGUAAAGGUGACGACUCAGACGCUGGCAAGACUUGGGGGUUCCAGGGACAAAAUCAAGGCAACUACCCGACUGCAAGAUUAGACAAAGUAUUUUACCUACCUGGAAUGGGGUAUAGGGUGGACCAGCCUAAAUGUAUUGGCGUCGGAUUAAAAAUCCUGGAGUCUUCAGACGAGGCGCUAUGGGUUAGUGACCACUACGGGCUAGAUACCACCCUGCGGAUGUUGAAGCCAAGAUCGAACUCAUCGUAG